This is a messenger RNA of Owenia fusiformis, 1197 nucleotides long. NCBI's taxonomy places the organism in Eukaryota, Metazoa, Annelida, Polychaeta, Sabellida, Oweniidae. The record is from the annotation of a GenBank genome assembly.
AUGGAUACUAAACAUUCGAUUAUCUGGACUGCUUUAGUCGCAGUAUUCUUCGCUGCAGCUGAGAAUCGAUAUAUAGUGGUCGAAACACCUCCUAAGGACCGAGCUGUACUUGCAGGUCAAAGUGCAGAGUUGACGUGCCAUAUUCACCGUGCUAAAUCGAAGCCUAAUCAUAUUGUACAAUGGGUAGCUAACUCUAACAGAACAGGAUGGGGGAAGCCAUUGUCGUAUAAUGAUAGAAUCACUGUGCGGGAUAUACCUAACAAGUUUUCUAUAAGUACUGCUAAGCCGUAUAACUUACUUAUACAAAAUGUUGAUCUUGAUGAUGCUGGGAAGUACACGUGCAAUAAUGUACGGACGGGUAAACCAAUAGGUGGAUUUGAUCCUCAGUUAAUAGUACUUGAGCCUGGACCAUGUCUACUGCAGGAAAUAACUACAAUCAAAGAACACGAGAUCAUAACAUACACGAUGUAUGUUAGAUAUGCCGGUAACAAAGAUUAUUCACAGAAACCUACUAUUAAAUGGACACUAAAUGGUUUCCAGCAGUCUGCAAAGGCGGACGAGACAAAAGAAGGAAUCUUCAAAUCUACAAUCACAAUGGCGGCAUCUAGUUUGGAUGAUCAGAAAGAACUCAGCUGUUCUUUUGGUGUAUUGAAUAUCCAAGAGCGUUGUUCAACUCGGCUUAACAUAAAAUAUCCCGCCCGGAAACCUACACUCUAUAUUGAUGGAGAAGAAAUCGAUACAGAUCACAACUUAAAAGGAGGAGAUGUCGCCAUACUGAGAGGAAUAUCAGAAGGAAACCCUGAACCAUCGUAUACAUGGCAAUUCAAAGGAAGGAGUGGAGAAAGUUUCAGUCCUGAAGAAAAGGGUGACACAAAACAAAUAAAAGAUGCUGGGGUAUACAGAUGUUGUGCAAAGAAUAGCUUGAAUGGCUAUAGGAAAUGCAGUGAAAUAAGAAUUGACGAUCCAGCUGACGAUCCAGGUUCAGGCACUGGAGAUGAUGGGCUGCCAUCCACUGGUGGGGAAGUUACGUGUCCAGAAAUGGAUCCCUUUUUAGGAUUUGAUAACCCGAGACCUCCCGGAACACCUGGGAAGGAGCUUGGUUGUGCUUUUGGCACUGGAACGGAGCUUUUCACAGGUGGAAUUACCACUGGUGCGAAACUCGGUUUUCAUCUGGGCAAAAGUUCGGCCAACCACUGA